Messenger RNA from Vitrella brassicaformis, 2807 nucleotides. The record is from the annotation of a GenBank genome assembly. Lineage: Eukaryota; Vitrellaceae.
UAACAAACAAGACAAGGAGGGAUGGUGCACUCACUGCACCACCGACACAAAGCCAUAGAUAGUCAAUUCACUGUCGGUCAUGAAUGUCUUGACAAUAAGCGGCAAAACAGCGGUCGUACGCAAUGCAAUAGGCGACACAAACGGACGUACGCAUCAGAUCACAUGUAUCUCGUCCAGCCAGCCAGAGAUAUGCACGAGCCUCUGCCUCUCUCACUGUCUCUCUCUGUGUCUGUCUCUCUGUCUGUCUGUCGUCACAUCACACCACAUCACACCUCACCACCUCACCCACCAGACGACCAAACGCAUUCGACUGAUUGACUGACUGACAUCUCCCCGAAGACACAAAAUUGCCGCUCGUCGAGCAGCUACGAACACCCACCCUCACACACGCGCACCGAUAAGGAGAGGGGAGGGGACACUUCUGCGUUGCCUAGCAGCGGAGAUGAACCGUUGAACACCCACCCUCUCCCUCGUCCCUCCAUCAGCCAAACAUCUGGUUGAGAGUGCCUGCACACACACAGACAACCGCGUGUGUGUUAGAUAGAGUGUCUGUCUGUCUGUCUGUCCGUGUGGGUACCGCACCAUUGGCGGUGAGCACUAUCCAUAGGAAGCCGACGACAAACGACGCCAGGCACGAGAAGACGUGGAUGAACACCGCAAACCGCCAACGAUUGAUCGACACCCGGUACGUCACUGACACCAACACACACACCAACACACACACCAUAUGAGGCCACUGCGCCCACACCUUCACACCCAUUGCCGGCCGGCUGCCUACUCUCGCCAUAUGCGGCUGCAAGGAAGCCCAUAGUGAGUGUGGUGACCAGCAAAAAGAGACAGAGGUACACCAAACCGUCCAAGGGAUCGGCGAAUUUCGACGCUGGCAACAGGCCGAGCAAACCACCAGGGCCUGAUCCACAUCGACACGCACACACAGGGCGCCCAUCCACCAACACAACACAAUGCAACACAACAUAAGCCCAGUGUUUGUGUGUGUCGGUCGUCCUCCCUACCAGCGACGCCGUGCAGGAUGCCCAUGCAGACGGCCGUGACCUUCUGCAGCAUGCCCCCCGCCCCCCUGCUGCUGCUAGUGACAGCGCUGGUGGUAGUGCUGUCCCCGAGGUGACGGUGGUGGCCGUGCCCAUGGCCCUCCCACCAAUGCCCAUGAGGAUGAGAGUGAGAAAGAGGGUGAGGGUGAGAAAGGGGCUGCAUCACCAUGGGCAGUGCCACUGACGACCUGCCACUCUCCUGAGUGGGUGUGGUCGGCGAAUCAUUGUCACUCUCGCCGUGGCCAUGCCGGGUCAGCAUGGGCAAUUCCAGCGGCCGCCGGCUCUCCUCCGGCGGCGCGUCCGCCUCGUUGGAGAGGUGCCAUUCUGGCGGUGUGUGGUGCGGAUGGUCGUCUCGAGUGCCCUCAGAUGAGCUGCUAGUGCUGCUGGUGGUCGGGGUGCAGCUGGUACUGCUCUCCCCGCCUCCCUCGCCCUCCCCGCCAUCCUCAUCGCCGUGUCGGGUGGCCAUGGUGACGGCGCUCUCGCCAUCUCUCCUGCCCAUAUCUCCUCCUUUGAUCUCUCCGUUGCCGUCACCAUCUGGCCAUCCAUCGUCGGCGAGCGGCGCUUGGUUGCCAAUCACGCGAGGGCUGCGGUUGACGGGCGUGUGUGUGGUGGACGAGAGAGGGGUCGAUGCGCUGUCGCUAGCUGCCGCUUGUGACACAGCCCAUGACGUGGCAGCACCAUGGUCGUCUUCAGGGAGCGUCCUGUAUGCGCCAGGAGGGCCGAGAAGCUGCGGUUGCUGCUGCAGCUGUAGUUGUUGCUGUGGCGACCAUGGGUCUCUCUCGUGUUGCUUGGCAGGGUCCGCAUCGCACGGGCUGUUGGUGUCGGUGCCGAGAGCCACAGCCCCGUAGACAUAGGAGGGGUGGGUGCAGUCGCCGCCCAGCGGCAGAUGGAUGUUUUCCCUGAUGCGGCUCAGCCACCCCCCUGACGCCAUAGCCAUCUCCACCGCCUCACCCCCGCCACUACCGCCGCCCUUGCCAUUGUCAUGGUGAUGAUGCGACACAUGACUCUCGCCAUUGACGACAUGGAGGGUCCUGGCGUCCUCCUCGACCCCCCUCUCCACACACAUGUCCUCCCCCCCAGUGGCUAGUGCUUCAAGCGCCACAUCAUCCCCACCACUCCCAGCGACAACACCCCCACAGAUAUCGCCCUUAUCGGUCCUGAGCUCCCUCCACGACUGCACGGCGUAGACUAGAGAGAAGACCACCAUGGCCGCGCCGGCGAUGUAGUUGAUGAUGUCGUCUAGCAGCGGGCUCACAAGGCCCGUUCCUCGGUGGUGGCCCUUGGCUGAUUGGUGAUGUUGGCUGCGCAGCCCCCACAGCACCAGACCCACCAGCAACAGGCCUAUGGAGUGACCUGCAGACAGACAGACAGACAGACACCAGAAACAAACAAAGUGGUUGUAAGUGGUGUGGUGUGGUGUUGGUGCACCCACGGCACGUACCGAUGCCCCAUCUGAUGCCGUAGUAGAAGGCUUUGAACCGCUUGCGCACACAGAUAGUGAUGAUGGCCGACACGUGGUCAGGGCCAGUCAGCACGUGAGCUAUCCCCGAUAACACCGACGUCAAAAUCGCACGAUAUAGCAUCAUAAUCAAAGAUAGCCAAAGCGCCUCCGCCGCGCCACCGAACAAUAGAUGUCCCAAGUUGCUCCCAACAAUCAGCAGAAAACAGGACGCACCAAGCAAGGCACCAAGCCUCUACCUUUGGAAGCCUGGGGCGCCUGCUCGACUUCUCAUAUCUCUCACCCUCCCAUCCGACCUC